This is a messenger RNA of Gymnodraco acuticeps, 3285 nucleotides long. Its product is annotated as sodium-dependent lysophosphatidylcholine symporter 1-B-like. Gene Ontology annotation, biological process: carbohydrate transport. Gene Ontology annotation, molecular function: lysophospholipid:sodium symporter activity. The record is from RefSeq and is a predicted model, not a curated record. Bases 161 to 1696 code for a protein of 511 amino acids. The transcript is spliced from 14 exons. Lineage: Eukaryota; Metazoa; Chordata; Actinopteri; Perciformes; Bathydraconidae. Gene Ontology annotation, cellular component: membrane.
GCUAUACAGAAGCGAGCACGAGAGACCUGGCUGCUUGACUGACUCAGACAUCAGAACACUGCACUAGACAAGGCUGUGAAGCGGCUUCUUUCUUCUGACAAUGAUUAACAUCACGAUAUCUUAAAAAUAAUAUAAAUUACUUGAUCUUCUUGAAGAAGCAAUGGCGAGAGGAGAGGGAGCCGAGCAGUACGCGGCGGGUUUACUAUCAGUCAAACCUAUAAAUACAGCGGUCAAGACAGCAAAGCCAAAGGACCAGAGAAAUCGUCUGUCUGUGUGGAACAAACUCUGCUAUGCCAUCGGUGGGGCUCCCUACCAGAUCACAGGCAGCGCUCUGGGCUUCUUCCUGCAGCUCUACCUGCUGGAUGUGGCUCAGCUGGAUCCCUUCCAUGCCUCUAUAAUCCUGUUUGUGGGCCGGGCCUGGGACGCGGUCACAGACCCCACAGUGGGUUUCUUUGUGAGCCGGAGUAGAUGGACAGGCAUCGGCCGCAUGAUGCCCUGGAUCCUUUGCUCUACACCGUUUGCGGUGCUGACGUACUUCCUGAUCUGGUACGUGCCUCCAUUUGAGGAGGGGAAGAUCGUCUGGUACCUGAUAUUUUACUGCCUCUUCCAGUCCAUGCAGACGUGCUUCCACGUGCCAUAUUCAGCCCUCACCAUGUUCAUCACCACCGACCAGAAAGAGCGGGACUCUGCCACUGCUUAUCGUAUGAUGGUGGAGGUGCUGGGCACCGUGCUGGGCACAGCCAUCCAGGGACAGAUAGUAGGUGGCGCCUCAAAUUGUCCCGACCCUGAUGAGCUCGACAGCAGUAACUCAACCAUCCCAACCGGCUAUUCACUGGAGGAAACAAAACAAGCAUACCUUAUUGCUUCAGGCGUCAUCUGUAUCAUCUACGUCUGCUGUGCAGCAGUCUUGUUUCUGGGUGUCAAGGAGAAAAAAGAUAACGGGCGAAAGAAAACACUACUCACCUUCCGUCAGGGCAUCUGUCUGGUGAUGAGUCACGGACCGUACGUCAAACUGGUCAUCGGCUUCCUCUUCACCUCUCUGGCCUUCAUGCUCCUGGAGGGAAACUUUGCUCUUUUCAUCACCUACUCUCUGGGCCAUAGGAAACACUUCCAAAACAUUCUCCUAGUCAUCAUGUUAUCAGGGACUCUAACCAUCCCGUGGUGGCAGUGGUUUCUGACCCGCUUUGGAAAGAAGAAGGCGGUUUACUUUGGCAUCUCUUGGGCCGUACCCUUCAUGCUCCUCAUCGUCUGCAUCAAGAGCCACCUGAUCAUUUCUUACUUGGUCUCCGUGGCAGCAGGUGUGAGCGUGGCAGCAGCUUUCCUCCUGCCUUGGUCAAUGCUUCCUGAUGUCGUGGACGACUUCAAGGUCAGAAACCCAGACAUCCACGGCCACGAAGCCCUCUUCUACUCCUUCUACGUGUUCUUCAUUAAAUUUGCCUCGGGAAUGUCUCUGGGUGUCUCUACGCUCAGUUUAAAAUUUGCCGGCUAUGUGACCGGGAGCUGUAUACAACCUGAGGCGGUCAGUUUAACCCUGAAGGUGCUGGUCUCUCCUGUGCCUGUGGCCCUUAUAGCUGUGGGACUUUUGAUAUUGAGGACCUAUCCUAUUGAUGAAGAAAGGAGGCAGGGCAACCAGAAGCUACUGCAGGAAAUGCUGGACUCUGAGUCUGAAACUUCAGCGCUGGGGAGUGAGGUGUAGCAACAGCGGAAGGGCUUGACACCACAGCUGCUUUAACCUAUUUGCACAAAACUGUCGAGGAACACGACCACCAACUAUCUGGACUAACAGAGAGACCACAGACCACAGCUGCUGCACAAACAUCCUCAGCAUUAAGGCUCCCUGCAGCGGACCACACAGGUUUACAUCGCCCUCUAGUGGCCGGUCCGGGGCAUCUCCUGUGUCCCAAUUAAAUCUGCCAAAACUUAAAGUUACAAUUGGUUCUAUUUAAAGGGUUUCUUACAUUGUUUAACUGACACACAGCACUGUCCAUCUUUUAAAGAAUUGCAUAGUGAAAUCAUUAUCAUUUAUUAUAAGAAACCCUUUUUUUGUUUUUUAUUCAAUAACUACAGCUUUUAUAAUAAGUGUGACUCAUUGGAGUUGUAAUCCUUCUAUGGUGGAGUUUUACUCAACAGACUGAAAUCAAACUGAGUUUCCAAAGAACUGUGACUUUGUGUACUGAGAUGUUCCUUUAUACCAUUUUUUUUUUUACCUCCACAAGUUGUAGACAGCCUUUUUGUUUCAUCAACACCGUUACUACACUCCUCUGCUGUGAAUGCAGUGCACUAUAUACUGAAAUACUUGGUCAGAAUUGGGACACAGCUUGUGAUCUAUGGUAGUUUAUUAAGUAUUUAUUUGCUGGUUUACAUGCUCUGACCUUCACUCGUGCAGCAGACUGGAGUGUGAUGUUACCGUUAAUGUUUACCACGUCUUAGGUCACUUGUGUUCGCCUUUCCAUUCAGACAGCGUGCUCUGAAGGAAACACACACUUUCAACCCUUAGUUAUGAAGGGUAUACCAGCACUAUCCCACUAACUGGAGUCAUCUGAAGCUGUGCUACAUUUUAUACUUCUUAUUUGGUGCCGUUGUUCCUUGUACAGUUAGUUCAAGUUAAAAACUUGAAUCUCCUGAAGGGGAAAAGGCACCUUGGGGUAUGAUAUACUGUAUGUGUGAAUCACUGCCUUACAUUUUCACCUUAAAUUAUUAGUUGCAAUGAGAUUUCUGUUAAAAUUCUUGCACAAGUUUUUUUGUUUUUGCUUCACAGAAUAGUUUUUCCCAUUCAACCUUUUCUUUGCUUUAACAUUUCAGCCAAUCUCUUCUCUUCUGGUUUAUUAGAUCUUUCUGAAUGUGCUUUCACAUAGUCCACUCCAGUAUGAAGUCAUACAGCAUGUUCUCCCCUCCCAAAGGGAAGGGAACCAUGAUUUAUUUAACUAUUUAUUUGAAUUAAAUAUUUAAGGGAUUCUUUUUUUGUUUCUUAUGAAGGCACAUGUUGAUAAUAAUGUAUGAACCUUGAGUGGUUAGUGAUUUUUAUGUCCUGUGGAAAAAACUUUUCUAAGAAAAGAAAAUGGAAAAGGUUGCUGUAUGAUACACAUACUACCUUUACAGUGUUACUGGUAUUAAGAUUUCAUAGACACCUCUUUGAAACUUAAUAUAUUUCUGUAUCUAUAAUUUUCAUUCUAAAUUGCUCUGAAAGAGGUGAAUGAAGCACAUUAUGUCUCCGAAGUGUUAUUUGCAGAUGUGUGUAUAAUAUGUAAAUACAUUUCUAAGUUUGACCUUGUUGAGCAAUAUAAA